AUUAAGAAUUUUCUUUUGUAUUUGCAGGCACGUUUAGUUCUACAUACUUAUUCCUGUUUAUUUGGAACAUUUUUAUGUAAUACUGACCAAAGUAGGAAUGCUUAUAAAGUGUCCAAUAGAACAUUUUCUGUGUGGCCAGUGUUGAACGAAAAAAGUCAAUUCCACAACUACCUUUUUAAUCAUAGUAAUGAGGUUUUAAGGCCAUCUUACCAUAUAAGAAAUCUGAAAUUUUGGAGUGAUGUUUAUCUACCAAACAAUUCUGUCAAUCUUGGAAGAUCGACUAUGCCUCCAGUCGAAGAACCUCUUCCAGAAGAAAAUCUGGAAAAAUCUAAUCUCGUGAAAACAAAAUCAUGUGAUAACAUACCAUGUGCUGAACAUUCUUUAACUUUGCAACGGCGUAACAGUGACCCUAACAUAGUAGAAAAUACUUUUAUAGAACCCGUACUUUAUCCACAUAUUCCAGAAUAUACUGAAAAAAUCUCUACUCAUAACUCGAACAUAAUGGAAAAUUCAGUGCUAAGUAAUCUGUGCAAUGGCUUUGGUGCUGAUAGGUCUGAAUUAGAUGACUUAGAAAGGACAGGUAGUAAAAGCUUUGGAAUUUCACAUUCAAAUUUAGUUUUGAAGGAACCUACAAUCGAUGGUUCCACUGAUACACUAGUCAGUGAAAAUGGCGCAUUAGUUCAAGAACAGUGUAGAAAUGAAUCCAGUCAUACAAACAGUGGUGAGACAUUUUCGUAUUCAAAGUUAACAUGUUCAGUCAGUACAAGUACCACCGAUCUACCUUUAACGGUGGAAGGUGUCUUGCAGUCUGUGACACAGAAUAUCAGUUAUAUUGAUAGUAAGAUGCCAAAUUGGUGUCAAAAUGUGAUUGGUGCUUUUAUUAGCAAUAAGAGGAACAGCGAUACAUCAAAUUCGUGCAGCUGUAGCUACACUACACCCAAUCAUUCACGUACUCCAAGCUCUGGUUUUCCUGCAACUCCUUGUGAUGAACCUAGUGACAUGCCAACGUUAAAAAAAGAUUCCUCCAUUCAUCAGACUUUGGAUGUGGAUGGCUUAACUAUUGUACCCAAUGCUGUGCAAGAAAGAAUUAAAAAACUUAUUCUGCAUUAUAAGAAUAAAGUUGCAAAUCUUCAGUGUGAGCUAUCCUCUGCUAGAUGUGAAUUCCUUCAACAUAUAUGCAGGUAUUACCAAGUAAGGGAUGGUCAUGGAAUCGAUGCAGAUGAUGCGGUAUGUAACAAUGUGCUUCUUUCUUUUAAAAUUUUGUAAUUGAAAUUUUAAUAU
This is a messenger RNA of Stegodyphus dumicola, 1281 nucleotides long. RefSeq names its product phosphatidylinositol-3,5-bisphosphate 3-phosphatase MTMR3. Gene Ontology annotation, biological process: phosphatidylinositol dephosphorylation; regulation of autophagy. Gene Ontology annotation, molecular function: phosphatidylinositol-3,5-bisphosphate 3-phosphatase activity; protein phosphatase binding; phosphatidylinositol-3-phosphate phosphatase activity. The record is from RefSeq and is a predicted model, not a curated record. Gene Ontology annotation, cellular component: membrane; cytoplasm. Lineage: Eukaryota; Metazoa; Arthropoda; Arachnida; Araneae; Eresidae.